Messenger RNA from Cottoperca gobio, 677 nucleotides. RefSeq names its product fermitin family homolog 3-like. Gene Ontology annotation, cellular component: cell-substrate junction. Gene Ontology annotation, biological process: integrin activation; cell-matrix adhesion; regulation of cell-cell adhesion mediated by integrin. The coding region runs from base 182 to 649 and encodes 155 amino acids. The record is from RefSeq and is a predicted model, not a curated record. The transcript is spliced from 3 exons. NCBI's taxonomy places the organism in Eukaryota, Metazoa, Chordata, Actinopteri, Perciformes, Bovichtidae. Gene Ontology annotation, molecular function: integrin binding.
GCAGCGCACACAGCUACACAGACGACAACCUGCCUUGCCCAAGAGAGGAGGGAAACUGCUGCACAUUUUCACAGAAAACCUGGGAAACUUCUUCAGAGAUCUUACAGAGUCUCAAGGGUCCCCCCAGUUUUCAUUUCUCAAAACCUUGGACAGAGGAGACUGAAGACCUCUUUCUCGCAGUAUGGCGGCGUGGGACCUGUCGGUCACAGUGGAGGACCUGGGGUCUGACGCGCCACCUGUCACCAUCAGCGUGGCAUCUGACCUGCACGUUGGAGGGGUCAUCCUGAAGCUGGUGGAAAAGACACAGAUAAAGCGUGAUUGGUCGGACCAUGCGCUGUGGUGGGAGCAGAAGCAGCGGUGGCUGCUGCGAGCAGCUUGGAGUCUGGAUAAAUAUGGCGUCCAAGCCGACGCACGGCUGGUGUUCAUGCCCCAACACAAGCCCCUGAGACUGGGGCUGCCCAAUGGCCUUACCCUGAGGCUCCGAGCCUGCUUCUCCAGUCCUGUCUUUCAGACCGUGAUGGGGGUCUGCAGGAUGCUCAGUGAGUCUCUGCCUUUUUAUUUUUUUAUAUCCUUAUUACUGGUCUCUUUAUUUGUUUGUUUUUUUAUUUCCUUGAAUUCUUCCUUAUUCCCUCUCAUUCUCUCACAUUAAUGUAUUCUGUUCUUUUCCUAUACAACUU